Molecule: messenger RNA, 849 nt
Organism: Populus euphratica (Euphrates poplar)
Lineage: Eukaryota; Viridiplantae; Streptophyta; Magnoliopsida; Malpighiales; Salicaceae
Product: putative FBD-associated F-box protein At5g22720
Exons: 4
Coding region: 1-849 (282 amino acids)
Molecular function (GO): protein binding
Source: RefSeq, a predicted model, not a curated record
AUGGAAAAACAAAGGGAAAAGACGAGAAAGAAAUUGACGUCUGAAGGGGUAGACAGAUUAAGGGAUUUACCUGAUGACCUUCUCCACUACAUCCUUUACUUCCUCGACACCAAAUACGCAGUCCUAACCUCUGCGCUUUCCAAGAGAUGGAGAUUCUUCUGGACUUCUGUCCCUGACCUCAACUUUGACAGAGAAUCCUUCGAUAAGUUUACCUCUUUCAAGAAUUUCGUGCUUACUGUCUUGCAACGCCGCCAACGUGAUUCAAAGAUACGCAGCAAAAGAUUCUAUUUAUCUGAAUCAUUCGGUGUCACAGCACUCACCACUUUGCAUCUGGAACACUGCUACUUCUCUGAUGGUAGUGAGAGGACUGGAUGCUUUGAUAUUUCGGCAAUUUGUCCUAAUUUGAUCAACUUUUGUCUCAUCCACUGUGUAUUUGGAAUGUUUGAGGUUUUGAAAAUAUCGGGACCCCAGCUAGUUAACCUGACUCUGGAAUAUGUGUGUGGUAAUAAGCUGGAAAUCUCGGCACCGAAGCUUACAUUUUUCAAGUUUAUACCCUACUAUUCACAUUUGUCCGUAGCUCAUCUCCCUUCCCUAGAACACGCGGACGUGGAUAUUUAUAGGCCAUAUGCAUACCCAAGGAAGAUAGAGAUCUUGUUCAACGAUCCGGAUGUGUUUGAGCAUCAACCUUCUCCCUUUAGUAGAUUGAAGUCUUUGAAGUUGAAAGUGGAUCAUGAAGAUGAACCCUUGAUAAUGCCUGCAAAGGUGAUGCCGGCUCACUUUUUCAGUGGCUCUCCCUGCUGCACAACUGUGUGUACGGUGUUCCUAAGGUACGUAGAGGCUAAUUCUUGA